This is a messenger RNA of Cladocopium goreaui, 8832 nucleotides long. The record is from the annotation of a GenBank genome assembly. Lineage: Eukaryota; Dinophyceae; Suessiales; Symbiodiniaceae.
AUGAUUUGGUCUGAAAACUCUGGAGUUGGGACUACGGUACCUGGGGGGCAGGUGGUAAGGAUCUGCGGACUUAUUCCCCCUGGAGUCACUGAAGCCACCAAGAUCACUGUGCUGGGUGCGUCCUUCCUGUCUUGUGGCUCCGUUGUGGACUUGGUUUUGGACUCCUCCUGCACCGUCCUUGCCCACAAACCCUUGUGUGCCAGCCAUGUGUUCAAUUUGGUGGAGCUGUGUGCGGGGGUUGGACUUUCGUCGGUGGGCUUCUGUCGUGCUGGUUUCCAUCACAAAUGCUCAGUUGAAAAACAGCCCAAGCUUGCUGAGCUGCACAUGCAAAUCCACCCUGGCGUUCCUGUGGUUUGCUCCGAUGUUUCGUUGGACUCCACUGCUGGCUUGAUUUUUGCUCAGUGCUCUGACCCAUGCACCCUCAUGUCAGGUAUCGCAUGCCAACCAUAUUCCAGAGGUGGCUCUCAACAAGGAGGUCAUGACAGUCGUGCGGCUUCACUUCCUGGCACCUUGCGCAUGUUGUACCUGUUGCAGUCCCCAGCAUUGGUCAUAGAGUGUGUGGUUCCAGCACGUGACAACAUGUAUGUCAAAGGGCACCUUCAAGCUUUGGUUGAUCAAUUGGGUUACUAUGUGGUUGAAUGUUCCCUCAAACUUGAAGAAGUAUGGGCGGCAUGCAGGUAUCGGUGGUGGGUCAUUGCCACCCAUCCAUGCAUUGGACCAGUCCAGAUACCGGAAUAUCCCAAAGGGUCGUCUCUGGUAGUCCGUGACUUGAUGCCGUAUGUCCAUAGAUGGCCAAGUGAGGUGGAAGAGCAGCUGACCUUGCAGGCAUCCGAAGAAACCAAGUUUCAACUGGCAGGACAAACACUGAGGCAACACCAGGUUAGACCAGAUGCCAAGCUGCCGACUGCACUUCAUUCAUGGGGCAAUCAGACUUUGCCAUGUGCUUGUGACUGCAGGCCUACUGGCUUCAGUGAUGAGUUGUUAGCUUCCAAAGGAGUUUAUGCCCAGCUCCUGCAAUUGCCGGCCACUGAAUCACAAUCAGGAGCUUGGCGUCACCUGCAUGUGCUUGAGGUAUCCUUGCUCAAUGGAGUUCCCUUGAACCUGAGGUGGGGUGAAAACCAACGCUUGAACCUUUGCGCUGUUGGACAGAUGGCUGCGCCAAUGCAGUCGAUUUGGUUAGCUGCUGCUUUGGCUAGACACGUGCAGAUGUUGUUCACAGCUGACUCCCCCACUGAACCCAUGCAACUUCUGCAGAUGCUGAAGACUGAAGUGAUGUCUCAAUGCAGGGACCUGUUCCCCAACUUGCCUCGUCAACCGACGAACCCAGACAGAUGCCAGAUUGUGGUGCAGCAGCCUGGACAGCCAAAUUGGACUCUGGCAUUCCCUCCAACUGCGGUUGUGAAAGAUUUGAUCCUUGCUCAUGGACGUUUGAAUCGAAUUCCAUUGGAUGAAAUCUGGAUUAAGGAUCAACAUGAUGAUUUGGUCACACAUGAAGUGCUCCUCUCACGAUUCACGAUCUUGUCCAUUGGCCGAUAUGAAGAUCUGUUUCCCAUUGAUGUGUCAGAACCCCACCCGGAGCCUUGUCCCAUUCCGAUGGAUUUGGACUUGUGUACCCAGUUGGACUUGCCCUCAGAUGAUGUGAAUGCCCACCCCUCACCUGAUGUGCCUGAUCCUGACCGGCAUGCGACUUCCGUGACACCGGUGGACACCUUGCAGAACGUGACUGACCCUGCGGUCAAGAACCUGUUGGACUUGCAACCUUCCCAACUGACUGCCAUGUUGCCCCCUUUGGUUGCUGAUUUGGACUUGUGUGCCAGUAUGCGUCGUCCUUUGGUGUCGGCUGAGACCCGCCUGCAACUGCUUUGCAAACAGGAACACGUGUGGGCUGAUGAUGAAAUGUGGUGGCAACUUCUGGUUAUUGCUGCCACGGAACCCCGUGACACAGCAUUCCUGGAUCCUCUGCUUGCGUUUGCAUGGUUGACCUCCGGCACUGCUGAAUUGGUUCAUGCAUGGGCUUCCCAACAACCCAAGUUCUCACGCAUUGCCUCCGUUGUUUUGCAUGAUGGUCAUUGGACUCCUUGCCUUUGGGUGUUGAAGCCUUCCGAAGUUGAAGUGAUCAUGUGGGAACAUGCGGAUACAGAUGUCAAUGACUUGAAUCGACUUCAUGGGUUGAUCAGUCACGCUUUUGGACUUGCCCAGUUUGGCAUUUCGUGCACACGUCGCCAGUUCGGAAGCCAAUUGUGUGGAGCUGCAGCCAUUGCCUUUUUGCAACACAGACUUGGUGGCUUGUCUUUGCCCUCCUGUCAAGACCAGUUGCAGCGUAUCCAUGAUGGCCUCAGGGAAGAUUUUCGCAUGUCCCAUGAUGGAUUUUUGCAAGCUCAGAUACAGGCCGUCCAAGGGGUCUCACCAUGGAAGACGUUGAAGAGUCUUGCAAACCAACAGUCUCCUCCUUUCCAGCUGGUUCUCCCUGAUGAGUUGAACGCUGUGGUGCAAGAACGUAAAGCCAAGAAGCAAAAGCCUGCCAAAGCUGCAGGCCCCAAGAUUGCACCGUCCAAACCAUUGGACAUUGACCCUGCUAAGCUGACACUGGCCCAGAACACCUUCCAGAUCGAAGCGGGACAGCCAGCCCCACAGCUCGCUGCGUCUCAGGUAGGUCCGUUGGCAGUUGGAGUCGCACUGGUUUCCUUUCAAGAAGCAAUGCCUUUUCUGCAAUCAGGACAGCUGCUCACAGCCAAGAGCCUUGCCUUGCUGGUGAUCAAUGGCCCCGAUGAGCUACCAACCAAGCUGUCAUGGGCGUCCAUCCGUUUUGCGGCUUGUUGUUCUGUCAACCAACAACCAGUUUUGUUGCAUGGUCAUUUGGUCCAACUAGGAGCACAGCCGGUUGUCCCUGUUUUCACGAGUGAGAGCCCAGGUGUCCAUGAUGUCCCAGUCACAUGUGCCCGUCUCACUGUUUUUGCUGACCAAUGGCCCCAAGAAUGGAACAGCUUGGAAGACCAUCCAUUUAAGCAAGUUCUGCAGGUCCUACCGCCACUGCAAACGUGUCGCAAUGACCAGUGCCAGUGUGGACGUUGGCAUCCGGAUGGCAUGGAUGGAAACCAAGAUGUGCUCUUAGAUGUUUUUCGUCGCCAGUUUUUCACUGAAGCGGGUCGACCAACGAAGCAUGCACAGGCCAACCAUUUCAGUGUGCAGAUCCGGUAUCUCAAGAGCCAAGAGUAUGCCCUGCUUCGAUUGUCAGGUCAGAACGGUGUCUUUGUUGAGCCACGUGUCCCGGAUGCAUCCUCUCCGUCCGAAGAGUUUCAGGUCGUUUGGUUGCCUCAGGCUAGUUUUGCAUCUGCCCAGCACCAACUGCAAUGUGAACCGUUGGGACUUGGCCUUGCACGAUCAGGUCGCAGGAUGGGCAUCAGAGUGGCAGCUAGGGACUUUCAGACCCUUUUUCAGAAGCUGAAACCGGAGGGCCAAUUUUUGUCACCAGGCACCCGACAAACCUGGCAUUGUGGUCCCUUUCCAUUUGGAAGUGAUCGGAAAUCCAUUGGCCGUGUUUUUGCUGACUGGAAGUGGCAAGCCAGGCCAUUACAACCAGCACGACCCAUUGCUGAUGGUGUGAUGUGGCUGGUGCAAAGCGUUGCAGAUCCUCCGCAGACGGUGUUCAAUAUGCAACAUGGCCAGGUGAUGAUCUCCAAGUGUGACUCAGUUCGAGCAGGCAUGGCAGACAAUGGUUUGGUGAUUGGUCCCCAGAGUACCAUUGAGCUCUGUGCCACCAACAGUGCAGUGGACCCAUGGACUUUCCAUGACCCGUGGCAACAAGCCCUGACUCAGGUCCCAGUCCACUCAUCUGCACCGGUGACUUCUCACAUCAAGGAGCUUGAAGAGCGCCUUGAACGAAGCAUUUUGGAAAAGUUGCCCCUGGAGCGCAUGGAAACCGAUCACACUGAGGACCGCAUUCAGAUCAUGGAGAAACAGCUCCAGCACCUGGCAAAUCAGCACCAAGCUCUCGAGAGCACCGUUCAUGAGCACCAUCGCCAGAACUCUGCCCAAGUUCAGACCCUUCAGGCACAGAUGCUCUCCCAAAUGGAAGCCAAAACCCCUGGCCCAACAGCCUCUGAACGCACAUGGUCCCUAGGGGUAUGUAAUCCUUCUGGGUUACUGGGUAAAAGUGUUUUGCUUUCAGGCAUCGAUUCAGAUGUCAUCGCAGCAAGUGAGACCCAUCUCACUGCUACCACACGUUCCAUGCUUUUGACCAGCCUGAAGUCCCACAGCAGGUAUUCACAUGUGGUCACAGGUGCACUGUCUCAAGCACGCAUCAACACCAUUGAUGCGGGCCAAUACACUGGUGUUGCCACCAUUGCACGAGUUCCUACACGCGCACUUUGCGCUGCAUGGCCUCCAGAUCUUUUUGAAACUGGGCGGGUUCAAAUCACUGGAUCCCUUAUCAACAAUGUUUGGGUCACUGGGGCGGUGAUGUAUGGCUAUCCACAGGGUAAGAUCCACCAAAAUGCCCAACACAGGUCAAUUGAGAUUUUGGACUUCCUCAUUGACCACAUGACACAGGGAUGCACUCGCAAGGACAUGCUUUGGAUUUCUCCAGAACUCAUUGCGAGCUUUGCCACGGUUCAUGUUGACCAUGAGAGGUUUGCCGAUCACUCUGUCUUGCGUGCUGAGUUUGCUGUUGAUGGUGCCUUUAGUCACAGGUUCCUUUGGCCUAUCCCUCACCCUGUCCCUUGGACUUCAGUUCCCCCUAUGGACUUUCCUUUGGACUUUCAAACUGGACAAUCCACGGCCUUAUACCAUGACCUUUGGCACUCAAGAGAGCAACAGGCUCGUACAGUCCUACGGCAACAGUGGACUCCCCAAAUGCAGGGUCGGGGCCAAAGAACCCAACCCCUCAAGAGGAAAGGAUGGGCUGCUCCUCCGCGUAAGGGCAGAACAAGUGACUUCCAGCCAACCUUCUAUGGAUACAAUGUCCAACACAGCCGCUGGCUCCGGCAACUCCGCAGGCUCCACAACUACCACCGGUGGGCCCUGGCUCACCAUGGAGUGGCUUCUGGUGAUCUGCAGCUUCAUGGUUCUUACCUCUGGCAAAGUAUCUUGCGUGCCCCUGGAUUUGGUGUCUCCUUCAGUUCUUGGUGGACUACCCGUCGGUGUGUUGGACUUCAGGACCCUGGUUUCAUCCCUGUCUCGCCACCCCCUGCUCAUGUUGGUUACAUGCUGUGUGAAGCCUUUUUGGGUGAGAUUCGUGCCUUUGAGCGUACUCUUGCGGCGGCUAAGAUCACAGCCCAAGCCAAUGCCCAUAAAGCCAAUCCCAACCUGAUCUACCGCGACACCAAGCGGCCCAUGCCGGAACCUGUCACAAGCCUUUUGAUUUCCAAGAAGACAAGGGUUACUGAAGUAAGACCUGAUGAAGGAGCCGUCCUCGUAGACUCGACUGUGGACUUUGAUGCUGACGUGCCUGUGUUGGUUGACUCCUGCCCGGUUGGCUUGAUCCAUGCCACGGAUGAUGCCUUGUACCUGUCGGACCUGUCCUCUGUUGCUGUCGGUUCCCAAAUCUGUCAGACACAGCCCAUAGGCCGCCUUGAAGAUGUUUUUGCAGCCUUCCAUGAUCAAUGGAAACAGCGUUGGUGCCGACAUGAUCAUGUGCCCUUUGACCGCUGGGAUCAACUGAUUGCGUUUGCUCGUGCUCACCUUCCCCAUGGACUUGCUCCUGAGACCUGCAUCACGCCUGACCUCCUCCGUGCAGAGGCAGCAUCCAAAAAGCCUCAAGCUGCAACUGGGCUUGAUGGUGUCAGCCGUGCCGACCUACUCCAGGUGGAUGCCAAUGUGUUGCAAAGCCUUUGUAACAUCUAUUGCAGGGCAGGGCAGGAUGGGCGGUGGCCUGAACAAAUUGUGACCGGCAGUGUGGCCUCGUUGGCCAAAAGGGAAGGGGCAUGCCAGACCCAGGACUACAGGCCUAUAACCGUUUUUUCCAUGGUCUAUAGGGUUUUCAGUUCCAUCCAAGCAAGGGCCCUGCUGUCCCAUGCCCACCACUGGUGCCAUGCUGAUAUCUAUGGGAACAGGAAACAACACCAGACCGCUCAACUCUGGCGGGUGCUUGUUACCAGCAUUCAGCAAGCCUAUGACCAGCAGGUGUGUUUGAGCGGGUUGACCGCUGACAUCGAGAAGUGCUUCAAUUGCCUCCCACGGCUCCCGAUCGUGGCAGCAGCACUGCAUGUGGGAACUCCUAUGUCUGUUAUGACUGCCUGGUGUGGAGCGUUGGCAACCAUGUCACGGAGGUUCAAAGUACGUGACUCCUAUAGUGAUGGCUUUACCACCAGCACUGGGCUUGCGGAGGGCUGCGCUUUGAGCUGCUACGGCAUGCUGUUGUUGGAUGACAUCAUGCAUCGGUACACUGCAGCCCAAUACCCAAUGCUUCGAGUUCUCAGCUUUGUGGACAACUGGGAUUUCUUGACUUGGCAUGCUGAGGCGGCGACCCAGCAACUUGAUGCGUUGUUGGACUUUGCAUCACUGACCGACUUGACAGUUGACCGUAAGAAGACCUUUGCUUGGUCCACUUCCCCUACGGUCCGCCAUGCUCUCCGAACACAAGGGCUGACUGUGUUGCAUGCUGCCAAGGACCUCGGUGCCCAUGUCGCCUUCUCCCGCCAGCACACCAAUCGGACUGUCACCCAACGAUUGGAAGACCUAGGUCAGUUUUGGCCGAAGCUGCGCAGUAGCAAAGCGGGAUACAAAUCCAAACUCCGUGCCCUACGGACUGUUGCUUGGCCUCGCGGGCUUUUUGCAGUUGAGAGUGCACCAGUGAGUGAUAGCACCUGGCUAUCUAUUCGAAGACAAGCCAACCAUGCGCUGCAGAUGGAUAAACCAGGUGUCAACCCACUCCUUGUCCUUGGUUUGGUGGAAGCCUAUGCCGACCCUGAGUUCCUUGCACUGAUCCGUACGGUAGGGGAGACCCGCUUGAACUGCCCUGUGGACUUUUGGGCCAGUGACCUCUACCCCCUUGCUUCAGGUGCCAUUGAAAGCCCACCGUCCUCACCAGCGGCGGUGCUGUUGAUGCGUGCUCAGAAAGUUGGCAUCACCGUUUUGCCUUGUGGAAAGAGGAAGGAUGUUGUCGGGACUUUCCAUCCAGCCACAAUCAACUUCACAGAGCUCUGUCACCGACUCCAGCGGCAAUGGAACCACUAUGUUUCAGCCUCACUCAAACACCGGAGUGACUUUAAUGGACUUCAUGGGGUCGAUACCACCCUCACCAGGAAAACCCUUGCUGCCCUGCCUCCUGAUGAACAGAGUCUGUUGCGCCUUAGCUUGGCUGGUGGACUUUUUACCCAGAAUGCGCAUGCCCACUGGAACGAAGGCGAUGGAGGUUGCAAGUGGUGUGGUUUGCCUGACUCCCUGUAUCACCGUUACUAUGAAUGCUGCAACACGUUGGACUUGCGUGCCAAACAUGCUCCGGAUGUUGUUGCCAACCUUGGGUCCAUCCCUAAUGCCAUGGCCUUACGCAGUUGGGCACUGUUGCCGCCCACUCACCUUCUUUGGCUCCGUCUGUUGGAUUCCAUCCCUAGUGCUGUACCGUCUUUGGCUGGGAGGUUCCGUGUCGGUGAGGUCAAUGAGGUUUUUACUGAUGGCUCUUGUCUGUGGCAGGCUGAUCCUUGUCUGCGGUUGGCGUCUUGGGGUGCUGUCCUCGCCGGUCGUUUUUCAUCGGAUUGGUCCUUCCAGCAUGGGGGCAUUUUGGGUGCUGGGCCCGUUCCAGGCCUUUGCCAAACGGCGUACAGGGGUGAACUCUUUGCUUUGGCCUUCGUCCUCCACCAUGCUGCUCUCAGUGGCUCCAGGGUAAAAAUAUACUGUGACUGUUUAGGGGUUGUUAAUAGAUACCACCUGCUCACCCAGGGAACAGUGCCUUUGAAAUCAACUGCGGCAAGUGCCGACCUUUGGACCUGGAUACUGGAAUCAGUGGAACGGCUUGGCGCUGGAAUGGUGGAGGUGGUCAAAAUCCCUGCACACCGCAGACUGACCCAGGCUACGACGCGCCGUGAAGCCUGGUCCAUCUGGCACAACAAUAUGGUGGACAAUGUUGCCAAAGCAGCCAACAUGGAUCGUUCAACAGAUUUUUGGCACAGGUGGAAACAACAUGCGCAGAUGACAGCAGCAGCACACACACUGCACAGGCAGAUUUGUGCCUUGCAUGUUGCCGUGGCGAAGCGAAGUGUUCAGGCUGAUGCAGCAGUUACUCUGGAUGAGGUUCCUCACCGUGCACCGAGGAACCUUAGAACUUUUGAGCAGCUUUUUCAGGUGGAGAAUUGGAAUGGUGAGCUGCCGAUGAGUUUUUCCAAAGAGUAUGGACAUGGCAUUGCCAAUCGAGUGGCAACAUGGUGGCGUGCUCGUACAGGGAGCCCCGAAGCUGGUGAAGUCAGAUGGAUCACCUUCGCUCAUUUGUACGUUGAUUACCAAUUAACUUUUGGAUGCCCCGGACCAGUCAAGCAUGGUCAGCAAUGGUUGGAUGCCUUCACAAGGCCCUAUUUGGACGUGGAGCGGCACCAGUUUUUGCACAGACUGAAAUGGUUCAGGAGAUGCUUGAAGGUGUUUUGGAAAGCUACUCAUCAACAAGUGGGAAUGGCUCAGUGCCGAGCCGAAGGCGAAUCCAUCCAGAGCUACGUUCAGUCAGCAUCGGUGAAGUGGCACAUGCCUAGCUGGAUCGGUGCCGAGCAUUGGCUGGCAACUGAGUGUUCUGGACCGUGCAUUCGAGGCACGAAGGCGUUGCAGUCGCUGCCGCUUGUGAAACCACAGGCGCGCUAUGCGCUGCCAAAGAGCGCGAUCGAUGCGUCUCACGGCAUGGACCUUGCCUAG